AUGAGUACGAUAAUAAAUGGAGAAAUUUUACCAGAUAUGCGGUUUGCCUAUCCUUACAGAAUUCUUUUAAGCGGAUCAUCAGGAGCUGGAAAGACCUAUCUAGCAAAGCAAGUUUUACAACACAGAGAUAUUUUUCAGAAGAAAACAAAACGUGUUGUCUACUUUUAUCCUUGUUUUCUUGAAGAUAAGCCUGUCCAAUGGGAUGAUCUUGGUAUCCCUGUUAGUUACAGGGUUGGUCUGCCUUCUCAAGAAGAAAUUGACGAGAUUCCCUCACACUCAACAAUUGUACUUGAUGAUUUGUACGAGGAAGCAAUUCAAAGUCAGGCAAUUGAUCAUCUUUUUCGAGUUACAAGUGGAAAGAAAAAUCUAAACGUGAUGAUAAUGACUCAAAAUAACUAUGCCCAGGGAAAAUUCGGACGAAAUAUCAAGCUCAACUGUAACGCGACAUUUCUCUGUAGAAACUGUCUUGAUGGAACAGUUAACAAACGUGCUUGUAGUCAAGCUGGACUUCUAAAAGCUUACAAAAGAGCGACGGAAGAGAACAAGAAUAAGCAGUAUCCGUACAUGUUUCUGGAUCAAUCACCUCGAGGCCAUGCCUCGAGCUAUCGACUGUAUACGGAUAUAUUCUCCGAUUAUCCGGUUGUCUUCUCAGUUAGCGGAAUGAAGGCUUGCAUCGUACCAUACAACGAUUUUAAGCAAAAUUUCGAUAUAAUCGACAGAGACAAUACUUUCGAGGCAGUUGAAAAGAAAGAUGCGAAGAAAAACCCGCCGUGCAAAACAGUUGAAUCAACCAGAGUCAAAUCAAAGAUUAGAUGCGACAGUUUUACCGAAGACUCGUCAGAGUCGGAGGUUGAAAGGUCAAGAUCCAGAAAGCGGAGCAAGAAGUCAAGUGUCGACAAGAAAUCAAAAAAGAAAACAAAGAAGCGAAGACGACAGUCAACCUCAAGCGAAGCGUCUUCGGAAGACGACAGUUCCGAGAACGAGAAAUCAAAAUCAAAAAAGAAUAAGCGAAAACGCUCUUCAACCUCAAGCGAAUCCAGUACCGAAUACGUCAGCUCAGACGAAAAAUCAAAAAAAUCGAAGCGAAGAAGAAAUUCAAACUCAUCCGAAAGUCCAAGCUCCGAAGAAGUCAGCUCUGGAGGAUCAGAUUCAAGCCCUUUACGAAAACGUGGCAAGCGCUCCAGCGUUCUCAGCGAAAGUAGCGGAAUUUCUCAGGAAGAGUAA
Molecule: messenger RNA, 1224 nt
Organism: Oikopleura dioica
Lineage: Eukaryota; Metazoa; Chordata; Appendicularia; Copelata; Oikopleuridae
Source: the annotation of a GenBank genome assembly